Messenger RNA from Aspergillus pseudotamarii, 2062 nucleotides. Its product is annotated as alkaline phosphatase. Gene Ontology annotation, biological process: dephosphorylation. The coding region runs from base 560 to 2062 and encodes 500 amino acids. The transcript has 5 exons. The record is from RefSeq and is a predicted model, not a curated record. Gene Ontology annotation, cellular component: fungal-type vacuole membrane. NCBI's taxonomy places the organism in Eukaryota, Fungi, Ascomycota, Eurotiomycetes, Eurotiales, Aspergillaceae. Gene Ontology annotation, molecular function: alkaline phosphatase activity.
AAUUACUCCGCACCAAGCCAAGCGCCGCUGUCGCUAAGCGUUAGAGCAUCGCAAUGAGCUAUUUCUUGGCCGAUGAGAACGUGGGAAACUGGCAUCUUCUGAUUCAAGAACUCAUGGACAUGAUCCACUUAUAAGUAAGUUGCUUGCAAUUCCCGAAAUCCUUUGACACCUCCGGCUAUUUGCUGGUUAAUCACUUACCCUCUCGCUUCGAUCGCAGCUCCGCUUGGUCCCUGGGGAUAGAUAACAUCAGUGGCACGGUUCCGCCGCCUUGGCGGGCUCCUCCUAUGCAGCUGUUCCCUGAAGAACGUGGACACAGGCUUCAACUGGAACUGAUACCCGAGAUGGCUGUACCGGACACGCCAAGAUCCCCUAAUCUCAGCACUUCCGGCACGUUGUUCGACAGCUGCUCCCAAUUGGGGAGUGUGAACUGGGAUGCGCUAUUUUGAAUUGAAUUGACCAAAUAUAGCUGGGGACAGGGCUAGAGAUAUUCAGGAACCGGCAUCCCCGGAACUUGGUAGAAAUAUCUAUAAAAGCUGCACUCUGCGCACCUGAAAGAUCGAUGCAUAUCCGCACUGCCAUCACCGCGGGCGCAGCCCUUGCCCAGACUGCAGUUGCAGCUUCUGUGCAAGCAAAGAACGUUAUUUAUAUCGUUCCCGAUGGAUAUGGGCCUGCAUCACAAAACAUGGCCCGUGACCUUGUGUCUCUGGUUGACAGUGACACGACUGGCAGCAACCCGAAGAUCCAUGAGCUUGCAGUAGACGACCUGGCCAUCGGACGUGUCCGCACCCACUCUGCCAACAACAUGAUCACCGACUCAGCGGCUUCUGGGACCGCGUAUGCUGCCGGCCACAAGUCCUACAACGGUGCUAUCUCUGUCACACCCGAAGGUCAGCCUGUAGGUUCCAUCCUCGAGGCCGCUAAGCUUGGAGGCAUGAAGACUGGUCUCGUUUCCACCACAUACAUCAGUGAUGCCACGCCCGCAGUCUAUGCGGCUCAUGCCGCCAACCGUGGCUCUAUGCCCCUGAUUGCAGAGCAACAGCUCGGCUACAGCCACCCACUCGGUCCCAUGGUCGACCUGCUUCUCGGUGGCGGCCGUUGCAACUUCUCGCCAAAUAGCACCGAGGGAUCCUGCCGUGCAGACGACUUCGACCUAUUGACCUACGCAGAAGAGCAGGGCUUCACCGUCGCCACGAACCGCGAGGAGUUCAACGCUCUUGAGAAGGGCCAGGGCCAGGCGGAUCUGCCGUUCCUAGGUCUUUUCAGCGAAGGCAACAUGCGGUACGAGAUGGAUCGUCGCAUCAUCCAGGAUGAACCAUCCUUGCUUGAGAUGGCCGAGACAGCCGUGAAUGCACUCCACCGCGCCACCCGUCGCCGGAACAAGGGUUUCUUCCUCAUGAUCGAGGCAGCACGAAUCGAUCACGCUGGACACGACAACGACCCGGCCAACCACGCUUUCGAGACAGUCAUGUACAACAACGUGGUGGCCUGGGUACGAGACUGGAUCGACCAGCACCCAGACACCAUCAUGUUGUCCGCCGCCGACCAUGAGACGGGCGGCCUGACGCUGAAUGGCUACGACCCGUUGCCUCUGCGCAAUGCCACUCACUCGCGCGCCUAUCUCCAGUCCGUCUGGGACAACGACCGCCCCGUCGACGCUGACGAGCGGGACUUCCUCGUCUCUGAGAUUCUCCCGGCUUAUGGGCUCGAGGACGUCGCCGAUGCUGACAUCCAAUCCAUUCUCGACGCGGACAGUAUCGGGGCCGGCAUCGCCGCUCUUAUGUCCUCUCGUGCCGGUGUCGACUGGUCCACUGGCGGCCACACCUCCGUCGACGUCACCUUGCAUGGCUACGCCGCCGGUCGGAAGCGCCACGACCUGAAGGCGGACCUCGCCGGAGGCUGGGAUAACACUGAGCUCCCUCGCUACAUUGAAGAGGUUCUCGGCCUCGACAUGGACGCCGUUACCGAGAAGCUGCGCAAGGCCACCCAGGAGGACUCGUCGUGGUUGGGUCCGCGCCAGCUUGUAGCUCGUCGUGACGUCGGGGGUUGUGACCACUACCACUAA